This is a messenger RNA of Paramacrobiotus metropolitanus, 2985 nucleotides long. RefSeq lists its product as uncharacterized. The transcript has 8 exons. The record is from RefSeq and is a predicted model, not a curated record. Bases 700 to 2001 code for a protein of 433 amino acids. NCBI's taxonomy places the organism in Eukaryota, Metazoa, Tardigrada, Eutardigrada, Parachela, Macrobiotidae.
ACUAUCCCCUUAGAUUCCAGUUAAGCCGAUUCCCAGUUUCUUCUCCCAACCUUGUUCCUUGUUGAAGCGUUCUUCGUCCGCUGAUUCGAUUGCGAGUGUUGCCAAUACAGACGAUAGUAGGCCUGGAAUUGUUGGCUAGUCUGAUUAUGCUGGUUUCCCAAUUGUUAAGUAACUACGGUAGUUUAAGAAUAAUUUUAACUAUUCGUGGAGCGUUCGUUCUGCGUGGCCUUGUCUACCUGUUUCCUGACAAGUGAGUCGCACCAUGGAUUUUAUGCAGUUUUACGCACUUUGACGGAAAACUAAAGCAUUUUAUGUGGUUUGCCAAAUAUGUUUUGUCUUAUUUAACAGAAAGACGCUGCCUUAAAUCAAAACGUCGGCAGCCGCUAUAUGUGGUUGAGCGCAGUACCUGUGCGGCUGUGCUGUAGAAUACUCGUUCAGUUAUCCGCAUUAUUUUUUACGUUUUCAAAGGGAAUACAUUUGAGAUGCAUAAAGCAUGCUGCAGAGGUACGGUGGGAUACGGCGGUGACUCAAAAAAGUAGAUUAGAAAGAUCCAUGAAGGAUACGUAGAGGAUACUGCGGGAUGCGAUGGAAUGCUAUGGAUUCCAGUCAAAACAUAUGCGCGGAAAAAUUUACAUGUGCUACGCGUGCCGUAUUUAACAUUUGAACACUGGAUGUGCAAACAUAUCUAUAUAUUGUAGCAUGCCUUUGGGAAAAUUUCUUCUUCUCCCUAUAUACAGGCCGGAAUACUCCUUAGAAUCGGACAGUGGUCUGUAUGAUCCAUUUGUAGUGGAUAUACUGGGAGCGUCCGGUGCACUGAUGCGUGGGUAUGUCUGUGAUGUGGACGAGCACGGCGUGUCCGUUCAACUAGACGCCCAUACGGUGCAGCAUGCCGCUUAUGGUCAUGUAUGGAGUGUUAAAGACCCCGAUUUCGAUGAAUCCACUACGGACCUGAGCUCGGGCGAUAUCGAAGUUCGCAUCGACCUCCAGGACAGCGGCGUGGCGGCGUGGACGCCGGCUCGCUUGGUGGACAGCAUUCGCUGGGCGGAGACCGAAUGGUUCCUGCCUAGUUCGUGCGGGUAUUCCGUCGUCACCGUGGAAGUGCCCCAAGCGGAUGCCACCGUAGCGCACUACACCGUCAUUGAUGGACCCACCGCACUGACGCAACGGCUGCGCCGGCGCGGAGAUCGCGGCCCGCUCGUGCCUCGUGGUGCCUUUCAAAAGGUCCGCGAGCCCAUGUUCCGUCCGUCCGAGAAGUAUCCGCAUCCCGUGCGCUUUCUGCAAGCAGCGUGUUCCUUCCCACGAUUCCAUACAUACUGGCUGCGAGACUCGCACACGAUGCUGCUGGGCCUGCACGAUGACUAUAUGGAGCUGCUGCUGGCCCCCGAGCGCGCUGAAAUGUAUAACCAAGUGAAGAACUACUACCUCGCCGACACAGGCCGCUAUGACGGUUUUCUAGUGCGGAGAGCGACAACGGAAUUUGUGGAGGGCUUGUUCGUUAUGCAGCAGCGGACGGUCGGCGACAUACUCGGUGGCUUAGUCUGCACCGUUCUACAGUCCGAAGAGUUUCUUGACGAUGAGCCCUACUUUAGCGAACUAAUCCUGGAAAUUCAAAUCUUCAUCUACUCCAAUCUGGAUAUAUUCCAUCAAAAUCUACUUAAAAGGGUAAGUAAGGCGUUUCUACAUCUGCUGGACUCCAGUAUAAUCCGGUCGUGUGUCAUCCUGCCGGUGCAGCCAAUUCAUGAGGAUGUGGGUCCCGAUGAUACGGACGCAGCAUGCAGAACGUGGAGGUGGAACGGAAGUUUCGCCUGUGUCCACUUCCUGGCGCGAAGUGUCACGGAGCACUGCCGCGUUUUGUGCCUCGUGGGAGAGUGGGAAUACUGUCUGUUCUCCUUGGUCGACUUACUGAAAUUUCUGUCACUGAAGCUCAAGUGGCUCGUCAACACUGGCAAUACAGACCUGUACAUUAACGAACUGGAUUUCCCCAGCCGACCAAUGUCUUAACCGUGAUCGAGCCGGAUGUGUAUAUGUUGUUCCCUUACCAGUCUCCGCAGUUCCGAACCAUAUGCGAUCAUCUCCUGCUGCGACAGUGUGUGUUCGACGCGAAGAACUCCAUUAACCUCCCUAUAGUACGUCGUAACGGGGAGACAGGGGGCGUGGACCACGAUCUGUACACCCGAUACACAGACACCUUCUUUCUCAACGUGGCUCGUUGGUCGUUCAGUUUUGCCGGCACAACGACAGCGGAUUACUCGGCUUCCUUUCGCCGAAUGUUCGAAGUGUGCUGUCCGGAACUGGAGGCCACACAGCUGCAUCGUCUGCUGGAUGGCUUAAACGCUUUCCCAGCCCCCGAACAUCUGCCGGAGGAUUUACUGUGGGCGUUGCUAAGCGUCUCUUUUAUGCUGUGGAGCAGUCCGCCUCCCGAUACCAUUGAAGACAUCCAGACGGCCCUUCUGACAGAAUCGCCUCAGCGAAAACUGGUGACCCAGACGCUGCAUUUAUUACCAUUUUUGCAGUAAAUGAGCAUCCGCGGCGAACAGCGCAAAUUUUGCGAUUAUGGGAAAUUCGGCCCGGUAUGCCUUUCGUUAGGCUUACUUAGAUUGACCUUAAAAGGGGCCUUGGCGAACGUUGCCAACAUGGGAAAAUCAGACUCGGCAUUCCGUUUGGCAUGCCUCCUGAGAUUAACCUUUAAAGCACCCUUGGCGAACUGUUAGAAGGUGGCGAAUAUGGCAAAAUCCGACCUGUUGACUCAACUUUGUUGUACUGAUUUGCACUUUAAACUUUAAAUACAAAGUUGAAGGAUUAUCAUCAAAAUGGAAAAAGCAACUGUCAAAAUAAUUGGGUUCAUCUGUCCAGAGUUUCAUAGAAAAUUCUUUUGGGUUUUUCUUGAUCAGUCAGCAAGCAAAGUGCGCUCAAAAGCAAGAUGGCGUCCGGCUAAAAAGGUCAACCAAUCACUUGCCAUAGCGAAGGCUCUGCGGAUAAAUCGGC